UGACAUCUUCAAGACCAACAAGUAUUUGGACAACUUCGGCGAAGUGAUCACAAACCUCUUCCGUCCUCUGUUCCGGGUCUCAAUAGACCCCAGCUGGGACCCUGAACUACACGCGUUCCUUCAGUACGUCAUUGGUUUCGACAGCGUCGACGAUGAAAGCAAACCUGAGAAUCCUAUGCUUGACAAGGAUACGGUUCCUCCGCAACAGUGGGAUGUCCAAGAGAAUCCCCCGUACGCAUAUUACUUGUACUACAUGUACGCAAAUAUGUGCGUACUAAACCGGCUCAGGGAGAGUAGGGGGCUUAAAACGUUCGUUCUACGUCCACAUUGUGGAGAGGCGGGAGCCAUCCAGCACCUUGUCGCAGGAUACAUGCUCGCCGAUAACAUCUCACACGGUCUGCUGCUGAGGAAGACUCCUGUGCUACAGUUCCUGUACUACCUGGCCCAGAUUGGCAUCGCGAUGUCUCCGUUAUCGAACAAUUCCCUGUUCCUGAACUAUCACCGCAACCCUCUGCCCGAGUACCUCGCUAGAGGUCUGCUCAUCUCCCUAUCUUCGGACGACCCUCUUCAGUUCCACUUCACCAAGGAACCUCUCAUGGAGGAAUACUCUAUCGCCACGCAGGUCUGGAAGCUAUCGCAGACAGACAUGUGCGAACUCGCGCGCAACUCGGUGCUUAUGAGCGGCUUUGAGCAUGAGCUCAAGAGGUUCUGGGCGGGUCCGAACUACACGAGGGAAGGCGUUGCUGGCAACGACAUCAAGCGCACCAACGUGCCCAAUAUACGCGUGGCUUACAGGUACGAGUCUCUCGUAGAGGAGCUAAAGAACAUCUUCAGCCACGUGGACCCACCAGCAGACCACAAGUCCAGGUCUGUCGGACUGCAGUCCCCUGGUGUCUGCAGCCCCCAGCCCAGCAAAACCACCGCUUGCCAGACCGAACAGCAAACUAACGGACAGACCACGCAGCAGACUGAGAACGGGGUAGACCACCAACACCGUGUCAAUGGCGUCAAAUAAAUUAUGAUGUCGAAUAUCGUCUGAAUUUGGCCUUGAUGAAAUUUAGUUAGUUAGUUUAGUUAGUAAUUAGUCUUCCCUAUUCCUGAUAGUUGAACCGUCUUGAAGUAUUAUCUUUUGGCUUAUGGCUUGGGUACAAUAUAAUGAAACAUAGUCCAUUGUCAUAUGGUUCGAGUUGAUACCUCAUAGCACUGUCACCAUAUAUGAUGUAGCUGUGUCCAUUGUCAUAUGGUUCAAGUUGAGACCUCAUAGCACUGGCUCCAUAUGAUGUAACUGUGUCCAUGCCAUAUGGUUUGACUUGAGACCUCAUAGCACUGGCUCCAUAUG
Molecule: messenger RNA, 1339 nt
Organism: Hyalella azteca
Lineage: Eukaryota; Metazoa; Arthropoda; Malacostraca; Amphipoda; Hyalellidae
Product: AMP deaminase 2
Biological process (GO): AMP metabolic process; IMP salvage
Cellular component (GO): cytosol
Molecular function (GO): AMP deaminase activity
Source: RefSeq, a predicted model, not a curated record